CGGGCACCUCCCCAGGUGAGCGGCGGUGGUCGGUGGUCCAGAGCUGCAGGAAAAGGCUGCCAAGCUGCUGGGGGUGGAGCGGACCUUGUUUGUGCCUACGAACACCAUGGCCAACCUCAUCUCUGGUGAGCGCGGCUUGGGGUGACUCCCGGUCGCCCUCCAGGUCCUCCCGCCAUGUGUCUUUCCUCGGUGCUGGGGGCCUGAGCCGUCUGGAUUUCUGCUGUGCUCAGCCAGGAGGGCCCCUAGCAGGAGAGGAGGGAGGGGGGGAGAGUGUGGUCAGCUUGCCCAUGCUCCUCCCAGACUGUGGCCCUGCGCCAGGCAGGCUGCCCUCUCCACGCUGCCCUGUCCCCAGGUUCCAGUGACCACACCCUCCCCUUGCCCCUUAUGGCCUGGGGGUCUUGCACUGUCCUUUGUGACUUCCCUACACGCUGCCAUACCUUUGUACGUUGUCCCUUUAUUAAAGUCUCAGGCUUCCCAGUGUGCACGUGCCCUCUGUUCCCUGCCUGGCCCAACUGACACCCGUGCGCUGAGCUGCGUGGCCCCAAGGGGCAGCAUCGUGGCCAGCUUCCCGUGCAGGCGAUGCGCAGCAGUGAUGGGUCACUGCCAGCGCAGGGGCUCCCAGCUCCUCCUCGGGCAGGAGUGCCACCUCCACGUCUACGAGCAGGGCGGGGUGGCUCAGAUCGCUGGGGUGCACUCCCACCCCCUCCCAGACCUGCCCCAUGGCACCCUGGACCUGGCUGAGCUGGAGAGGAUGGUCACACGGGGCCUGGGGAGCCCCUACCACCCUGUCUGUGAGCUCAUUUGCCUGGAGAACACCCACAGCAGCUCGGGGGGUCGGGUCCUCCCCCUGGACUACCUACGCCAGGUGCACCACCUGGCCCGGACCUACGGGGUCCGGGUCCACCUGGACGGGGCCCGGCUGAUGAAUGCUGCGGUGGCUCUGCAUGUGUCCCCUGCCCGCAUCGUGGAGCACUGUGACUCUGUGUCUCUCUGUUUCUCCAAGGGCCUGGGCGCACCUGUGGGGGCCUUGGUUGGGGGGCCCAAGGACUUCAUCGAAGGAGCCUGGCGCCUCCGGAAAGCCCUGGGCGGAGGGAUGCGCCAGGCCGGGGUGCUGGCGGCAGCCGCCCUAGUAGGACUGGCGGACGCCGAGGAGGUACUGCUGAGAGACCACCAGAACGCUCAGAGAUUCGCCAGAGGAGCUGGCGUCCCCCAUCUGCUCCGUGGACGUCGCCGCCGUGGAGACGAACGUGGUGAUGGUGACGGUGGACGGGCUGGCGCCCGAGGAGCUCUGCCGGCGUCUGCGGGCCGUGAGCGCUGCCGAGGUGGCCCAGACCGGGCGUGCGGUGCGCGUGCUGCUGUUCCCCUGGAGCGAGCGGUCGGUGCGCGCCGUGUGGCACCGCGACGUCUCCGCGCAGGACACCGAGCUGGCGCUGAGGAAGUGGGAGUUCGUGCUGAGGCAGCUGGGGCCCUGAGCGCGGUGAGCGGCCCGUGCCCCUGCCGGCGCCGGGUGGGGGGUGCAGGCGUCCUGAGGGAGCAGGUGGCAGGAGAGGCCGUCUCACACCACCCCGCCACCCCCUUGUCUCCUCCGGGGACCUUUUCUUCCCACACUCGGGGCCAAGCCUUCCAGCAAAGCCCCGGCGGCAGCCAGCGCAGGGCCUCUGCUCCCAGCCCGAGCCAUUUGCUCGGAGUCGGGCAGCUAAUGAGCGUGUCCCUGCUGGUGCUCGGGACACCGGAGGAAGGGUGACAGGAGCUCACGAGGGGACAUCGGGGCCCGAUGGUGAGGAGCACUAGCUGCCCGGCCGGGGGCGAGGCCUUAUCUUGAAGUCGUCAAUAUAUUUUUCCCUUUUCUAAAAAUAAAUUGUCUGGCUUUCAAAAGAG
Molecule: messenger RNA, 1878 nt
Organism: Nyctereutes procyonoides (raccoon dog)
Lineage: Eukaryota; Metazoa; Chordata; Mammalia; Carnivora; Canidae
Exons: 7
Coding region: 593-1744 (383 amino acids)
Biological process (GO): glycine biosynthetic process; L-threonine catabolic process
Cellular component (GO): cytosol
Molecular function (GO): L-allo-threonine aldolase activity
Source: RefSeq, a predicted model, not a curated record